UCCCAGCUGCUGUGGACGAUGCCGUUGAUGCGCUGCUUCUACCUCGAAAGCCACGCGCAGGCGUUUCUCGCUCGAUAUGUCUCGCGUGAGCGUGACGGGGUUUUCAGCGAGCGGGAAUCCUGGCCGUCACGUCCCGCUGCGUUUACGUCACCGCAUCAUGAUGCAACAGCAGCAGCAGGAGCAGCAGGAGCAUCAGUGCGUUCCAGACAACGACAAUAAUAGCGACGACGACAUCGGGCACGUAGAUUCAAACCAACACCUCCUCCCCAGAAACCCCACCCAACCCACCACCAGUCAACCCGUCUCCCCCAAAUCCAACUCCUUUAGCAUCUUCUCCUGGUACCCCAUCCUCGACUUCGUAAUAACCCGCAAAGUCCGCAGCAGCCGCUCCAGGAACCCAGACAAAUGCCUCCCAAACUUCCUCACAACCCUCUUCGACGAGUCCUACCUGCCCGACCUGACCGACCGCGCCUCGCCCUUCGCCUCACCCAUCCACGCCUCCGAUGACAUGCUGCACCAAGGCUUGCCGUCUAACAUAUUCAUGUACAUGUGCGAGUGGGACAUGCUGCUCGAGGAAGGGCAGGAGUUUGCGCAGCGGCUGGAAGGGAUGGGGAAGAAGGUGCGGUCGAUGAUGGUGGCCAGCCAGCCGCAUGCGUGGGAUAAGAGUCCGAAUCCGCUGAGGGAUCAGGGGGCUGUGGAUGUUUUGUAUAGACAGGCGUGUUAUGAGAUGGGGGCUAUUUUUGAGAGGGGGCCCGCGGGGAGAUGAGGUUGAAUCUUUGUAGAUUUUCUUUUUUGGAAUAGGGGUUUGGGUUGUUUCUUUGGUUGUGCGGUGUAUACUAUUUACUACACUAUAGAUGGGGCUUUUCUUUGACUCCUUUACUUCAUUCUCGGUUUUCUUACUCUUUCCCUGGCGACCUGGGUACCCUUAAUUGUUUCUCCUUUUCAGUCCGACUGGCCUAGGAGAUUAGGAAUAACUUGUUUGGGGAUUGAAACGAAAAUGAGAGGGGAGAUGCAGAGAGGGAGGGAUUUUGAGCCUAGGUUGGGUUCGUUCGUUUGAUUAAUUAUUUUACCCGUUGCGUAUGUAUGUAUAUUAUGUACAGUAUGUUUAGUUUGAGAUCGCAGGAGUUGACAGUUGAUAAAUGGUAAAAAAUAAUAUAUUAAAUCAUAUUCUUUGAAAAAAAGAAGGUAUAACUUGCG
Blastomyces gilchristii SLH14081 is the source of this 1197-nucleotide messenger RNA. Its product is annotated as lipase. Lineage: Eukaryota; Fungi; Ascomycota; Eurotiomycetes; Onygenales; Ajellomycetaceae. The transcript has a single exon. Gene Ontology annotation, molecular function: hydrolase activity. The record is from RefSeq and is a predicted model, not a curated record. The coding region runs from base 77 to 766 and encodes 229 amino acids.